Molecule: messenger RNA, 2361 nt
Organism: Eurytemora carolleeae
Lineage: Eukaryota; Metazoa; Arthropoda; Copepoda; Calanoida; Temoridae
Exons: 5
Coding region: 384-1847 (487 amino acids)
Source: RefSeq, a predicted model, not a curated record
AAUCCAGUUGAAGCUAGGCCCUGCCAGAGUGCAGACGUAGUAAGUACCGCUCAGGCUAAACAGUGUACUGUGGGAUAUAAAUGAGUGAUUAAAAGACCGGGUUUGGUUCAAGUUAAAUCUGAGAAUCUGAAACUAAACGCUGGUGUCGAGUUCAGAUGAGGUGGUUCAGAAACAGCAGAGGAGCAGGAGGAGGAGGAGGAGGGGGUAGAGGAGGAGGUGGAGAACAAUGAUUCAGAUACAACUUCAAGAUCAUGUUAAACUCCAUAAUAGUGAAUAAGAAUAAUAUGUGCUUUCUAAUCACCAGAAAGGAAUAAAUAAACCCAGACAAUUAGUUUAGUUCUGGAUUAGACCCUGAUCAAAUUAGUAUACUGUGACAGACCAGGAUGUCCGUUACCUCAAGCUACAGCGGUAGUCCGUCCUCCUCCCCUCGGGUAUCCGUAGGACUAGGCUCCACCAGUACCCGGGCACUUGCUGUAGUUACCAACAAGUGGUAUCGGGAGCAGAGACGAGCUGAGUUAGAUGUUACUAGAUCUUUAACUCUUCUCAAGCAGAGAAAAAUAUCCUGUAUACUCAAGGUUGAGAGUAUGCAGAGAGGGUUGGGACGGGAGGAGAGUAAGGACGGGGUAGAGAAUAUUGUCAAGGAACUCGAGGACGUGGAGAAGAAGAUGCUACAGCUGGAGAAGGACAGGGAGGAUAAGUGCAAGAAGAUCAUGGAUCGGAGGGUUCAGCAGGUUAACACGCUCCAGGAGCUAGGUCUCCUGGAAGCAGUGGGAAAGGAAUCUAUGCGAAGUAGGACGGACCUAGAAGCCAAGGAAAAUGAUAUUGCAAGAUGUAGUCCUGCUCUCUCCACCAGUAAAUAUAGUCCCGCCUCCUCUUCAUCCAGCCACGCCUCUAGACGUACUACUCCGCCCCUGCUGUUGACCAGAUACAGAGCUGGUUCGGAUCCUAGUAUCUCCCGUCCUGAUCCCUCCUCCAGGCUGGAUCCAGGAGGAGGAGAGGAGAGAGCAGGGAAAAGUCUGGGUUCAAAACUCUCACCUCGCUUAGGACGACGGAACCCCUUGAGAAUGCUCAGCAACGCUAUUGAUUUUAGAACCCGGAGAAAACCGCGUCCUAAAUCCGCUGAUUUUGAGAGUGUGGAUGAAACCGAUGGGAAAUCCCGAACAUCGUCCGGAAAACUCCCAACAGAGUCGUUCAGAUCAAUUUCAGUGACAGAUAUUCUUGAAACUGUAAACUCAAACUCAAACAUUAAGAGCUCCGCCACUUUACCCCCUAGGAUCCUUGAAGGACGAAACUCGGCUCCCGAUAUACUUCCUCCCAGACCCGGAGACUUGAAGGAGUUUCGUCCCAGAUCCAGAACCAGGCUUUCAGCUGCUGCCUCCGCUAAACAAAAGCUGAGCACUAGGUUUCAACCCCAGAGGAAACCUGCGCACAGGAUAAUACAAACCAGCAGUGUCAAGCGAGCAAAAACCUUUAGUUUAGGAGGUGGAACCCAUCCUGUGGUGACAGUAGCUUACAAAACUCUUCCUAAACUCUCUAGCUCCAGAUCUCUGGGCUCCAGCAGUACAGAUUCAUGUCAGAGCAGUCAGUCCACGGCUAGCAGUAGGAAAUCUAGCAACUCCAGUAGUCUCAGCGAUAACAGCGAAAGCAGGGAGAUAAGCGAAGACGCGCUUCAGGAAAUUGCCGCGUUUGAGAAGUUUAUUGAGGAAUAUUUUGAGAAUUGUGACAACAACAACCAUAAUAACCAAACUAAGGUGAAGAUUGGGAAGGUUCCAGUUCAUGGAAUCAAGAUGAAACCCAAGCUUUCAACCUGCAGUACUCUUUCAGAGGUUUUAGAACUCUCUAUCUAAGCUCUGUAUCCUACCAAUUCUAAAAUAUGUUAAAAUACCAGUGAUCAAAACUAUAUUUGAAACUAUGCAUUUAAUAUUUAAAGUAAUAGAAAUUUACUCUAAGCGGAUGUUAUGCUAGCUUGGUUCUUGAGCCAAAACAUUCCUAUAUAAUUGUUUAUUGAUAUUCAUGCAGUUAUUAUUCGGCAUUCUUAGUAAAUUGUUUCAUCAAAUUUAUAUUUUAUGUUAGAACCUUGAAAACUUGAAAUUUUUUCAAACAUAUAAAGUUUAUGGAUAAAUCCAACCCUAUCCUGACUUUGAUUAUGCACUAUACAUUGAAGUUUGAUAAUGAUGUUAUAUGAUCCCAAAUUUAUUAUUUCACUGAUAGUUCUCAAACCCUAGCUCUUGUCUAAUCAGAACUACUGCGUUUUAAUAUCCUUCUCCUUAUCCGUAAUCUUACUUUAUUCUUUUCUAUCCUUCUCCUUCUCCUUACUCUAAUCUUUUCUAUCCUUCUCCUUCUCCUUACUCUAAUCUUUUC